Molecule: messenger RNA, 3785 nt
Organism: Zootoca vivipara (common lizard)
Lineage: Eukaryota; Metazoa; Chordata; Lepidosauria; Squamata; Lacertidae
Product: transmembrane protein 178B
Cellular component (GO): membrane
Source: RefSeq, a predicted model, not a curated record
GCCGCCUCUGGUUUAAUCCAGGCAUCCCCAAACUUCGGCCCUCCAGAUGUUUUGGACUACAAUUCCCAUCAUCCCCGACCACUGGUCCUGUUAGCUAGGGAUCAUGGGAGUUGUAGGCCAAAACAUCUGGAGGGCCGCAGUUUGGGGAUGCCUGGUCUAAUCCCUCGUGGCUCUAAGUACGUAUGAUCAUUUCAUAUUUCUUUCAUUUUCCUAGUCAGGGAAUUUGCCCAAAGCCACUUGCUGAGUGGCUCUAGAACAGGCAUAGACAAACUCAGCCCUCCAGAUGUUUUGGGACUACAGCUCCCAUCAUCCCUGACCACUAGUCCUGUUAGCUAGGGAUAAUGAUAGUUGUAGUCCCAAAACAUCUGGAGGGCCGAGUUUGCCUAUGCCUGCUCUAGAACAAGGGCCAGGAAACCUAUAGCUUUCCAGAUUUUGAGGUCUCCAAUUCCCAUCAACUUCAAUUUGCAUCAAGGAUUAUGAAUAUUGUAAUCAAGGAACAUCUGGAGGGCCACAGGUUCCUUUCCCUGCUCUUGAAACAAUGGAAAUGCCAAGGAGCCACAGGUCAUCACAGCUUCCUGGCAUGUGUCUCCAUUAGGAAUGUGUAUCCACCUUUCUCCUUUCACAUGAUUGCUCUGGGAAAUACAGCAGCAAACAUGCCCAGCAUAUAAAGUGUUUUAAUUCCUCAGCAACUGCUUUGAAACUCUUACCAGGGCAGGUGGGGUGGUGGAAAGAUGCACUUUGUGCCAGUGUGGUGUAAUGGCCAGAGUGUCGGAUUGGGACCAUGAUUCAAGCCCUUGCUGGGCCACGAAUCUCACUGGGUAACCUUGGCCAGUCACUACCUGACAGGGUGGUUGUGGCGUUUCAGCCAGGAAGGAAAGAAACGGCUAGGCCUGAAGGAAAACGUGGGCUUGGCACGCAAGAAAUUGACGUGCACUGAAGCAUUCACUUUCGUCGCCAGGACGGCUUGAAAAAUAAACCCAGAGAGACUGCGAACAAAAUAAACAGAAAUAAUUCUUGAAGAGCCCAAACCAGGAACGAGCUGCCGCUGCCCUCAGCAGUCUCCCGAGGAGCCCAGAGGAGCGGAGCUGCCGGAGGGCGCGGCUUCUCCCUUUCCCGCCUCCCCUCGGGUUCCCCGUGCUGGGCCAGCUCCCUGCUCGAGGGGCGGCCGGGCCUGGCGAGCCACGAGGGCCUCCUGCAGAGAGCGGGAGGCGAGGAGCGAGCGAGAAAGCGAGGCUGGCUGGCGCUGCGGCCCCCCGGCCGGGCUGCAGGGGGAGCAGUGGCGGGCGGCGCGACUCCGAGGAGGCGGCGGCGGCGGCGAAGAUGGCGGCCGCGGCUCAAGCGCUGAGUUGCUCCGGGCUGCUGCUGGCCGCCGCCGCCCUGGCGCUGCUGGCCGUGGCCAUCGGCACCGACUCCUGGUACGAGACGGACGCGCGGCUGCACCGCCAGCACUGCCGCGUCUUCGGCCAGAAGCGCAACGCCCACAGCAACAGCAACAAUAACAGCGACCCGCCCGGCUCCAUGUCGGCGCCCAGCCCGCACCUGCCGCUUCGAGCCCGCCCGCCCAGGGCCCUGCUCCCCGGGCAAACCCCGCCGCCGCCGCCCUCGGCAGCGCAGCCGCUGCUGCUCCCCGGGGCCGCCGCCGCUGUCGCCGCCGCUUUGGCGCUGGAAUCGCACUGCGGCCGCCGCUUCAACUCCACCGUCUCCGGCCUCUGGCGGCGCUGCCACCGCGCGGGCUUCGAGCCCGACAGCGAGGAGCUCAUCCAGAAAGGAGUCAUACAGCGUUGCACAUCUGUGAAGUAUCACUACACUUCAUCUUCCCUGCCACGCAACUUGCCUGUUAAUAUUACCAACACUAUCCGCCAGGAUGAGUGGCAUGCCCUCCAUCUGCGGAGAAUGACAGCUGGCUUUAUUGGUAUGGCAGUUUCCAUCAUUCUCUUUGGGUGGAUCAUUGGUAUGCUGGGCUGCUGUAAACAGCAUGAGCUCAUGCAAUAUGUAGCUGGACUGCUCUUCCUUAUGGGAGGUACCUGCUGCAUCAUCUCCCUUUGCACCUGUGUGGCUGGGAUAAACUUUGAGCUGUCUCGUUACCCUCGCUAUGUCUAUGGGUUACCCGAGGACAUCAGUCAUGGCUAUGGCUGGUCCAUGUUCUGUGCUUGGGGAGGCCUGGGACUGACGCUUCUGGCAGGAUUCUUAUGCACAUUGGCCCCCUCUCUCAAUAGCCCCCGGACUGUCGUACAGAAACCCAGACAGGAAAAUGGUACUGUGUGAUGAGAAGGGAGCAAAGGACUCUAGCAAGCACAGGCCAGGCCAGGUCCGGCAGUGGGUUACUGCCAAUAGUGGAGGCAUCUGAAAUUCAUGAAGGGAGGUUCCCACUGCAAACAAACGAAGGAAUUCAGCUGCUAUGUCAAAGACUUGGCGGGGGAGGAACCCUCCCUUCCUUUGAUUCUUCAGCCUUCCUGUCUGAUACAACCAACCAAAUCAGGUUAAUUCUUUAUUCCUGGCUUGCCUAAAGGGAACUUUUCUGUUAAAUAGGGUGUGUUGCUGUAGGAUCUGUGUACCAUUUAAGCUGAAUCAGAUUUCUGCUAGGAGCAGAAGCCACUGUGAAUUCCCUUUGGCGUCCUAGUGACUCCAGGGAACUCCAUUUCCAAGAAUCUUUGAGGACCAGUCAGAGGUAAAGACCAAAGGGAAAUCCAGCCAGUCUCAGCAUUCAUAGAAUCAUAGAGUUGGAAGGGACCCUGAGGAUCAUCUAGUCCAACCUGAAUAUGCAGCCGUCCCAUAUAGGGAUUGAACCCGCAACCUUGGUGUUAUCAGCACCACGCUCUAACCAACUGAGCUUUCCUAUUGAUUCUCUUCUGCAGCAGGGACCUGAUGCUGUUACAGGCUUAACACAGCCUACUGCUUCAGCCUUUGACACCAGCUUAAGUGGGGGCUUUGCAGACAUUCAGACAGGAACAUUAGCAAGUUCUUCCUCUGGACCACACAGUAUCUAACCUAUGCCAGUUUUGGAAGCCAAAUAUGUAUAGCAGUUCAUGAAAGGUUACUUCUGGGAUAACAUAUAGGGAGUUAGAGCAAGCAGCAAAUAAAUGAGACUUCAGAACUUGAGGAAUUCCUCCAUGAAGGCAUCAAGCCUGAGUUAGUGUCAAGAUAACUCACACUUGCAUACAGAAAAUCGUUUUGGGGGUUGGCUGAACCUAAUUAAGUUAUUUAGUCACUUGUGAUAUUCCUGCUUGAAGUAACACAAAGAACAAAACAACAGGUUUCUGGUUAAGGCCAGAAAGUGGACCAGGGCUCCCAUCCUAGAAAUGAUGUUGUCAUAGCAACUGCUGUAAUAGGCAAAUGAGAUUUGCAAGCUGCUUCAAAUCCUUCCAGGCUGAGUGUAGAACUUUACCAUUUUGGAUAAUGAGCACAGAAACUUGAAAAGACAGCCUGAUUGGUAGCAUCCUCUUCUAACAGAAAAGGAAGCACUUUUUAUUACAUGGACUCAGUACGCACGAGAACAACGAGAGCUGGGCCUAACUCAGGAACAUCAACAAUGGUGCUGAAGGGGAGGAACUGGUCUUUCCUCAUUGUACUCCUUUUCUGUCUCCUCAAAAGACUACACAGAAGCCUUUUUUGGAGGGCUGUUUACAUUGUAUUUUUAAGUGGCAUGUAAUUAAUAACUCAGUGCUAAAGUCAAUGUAUUCAUGGAAAGUGUGGUUUUUAAAUGGAAGUUGUAAAUUUCAAGAGGCAUUAAAUUAAAAGGCUUGGUUCCAGUGAGAGGCUGGAGAUUCUCAGCCUUUUGGAUCUCA